ACCCCGCCUAACAGCUGAACAACAGUUUCCUCACGCUGCACGGAUUGUUGCUGUGCAUGUUAGGGUGAGAAACAGAACUGCAAUUCAAGUUAACUUUUCUUUCUGUUGGUUUAAAUGUUUUUUGUCGAGAAUUUUAAAAAGCAAAAAAUUACAUUAGUUGUUGUCCCGCGUGUUGCAACGGUCAACAGCUUUCCGUUAGCUGUUAGCUUGUUAGCAGGGUCAGGAUUAUUUAGUUAAUUUCACUGUUGCAGCAAAAUAUGCUCCAGUAACAGUUUAGUGUGACAACGGCAGAAAUAACACAGAGAGGACUGGGGAAAAGGCUCUGAGGGUGUGAUGGAAACAGCGGCCAGUGACACAGCUGGAAGUGGGAGGGAUGUGGCUGUAAAGGGUGAAGCCGCCAUCAAACCAGAAUUCCUAACAACCAAAGAAAAAUUUCAUGGGUUUGUAGACUCUGAGUGGCAGGGCUCAAAAGGAGAACAGGCCAGUGAUAAUGGCACAGUUGAGGAGACAAAGGAGGCCUGUGUGGAGGAGCCUGAAGCUAAAAAGCUCAAACUAGACCCAGAGGAAAGGACUAAAGGGUGGAAGCAAGAUGGUAAACGCCUUCGAGGACAAAAUAAGUCAAGGCCACACACUAAGCCUACAACCUAUGAUGAAAAACGACUGUGUCUCUCAGUCAUUCAGGCCAAUAGGGAAUGUCCCUUUGGAGACAAAUGCCACUUUUAUCAUGACGUUGCUGAGUACAUGUCCUCUAAGCCUGCUGACAUUGGCGAAAGCUGCUACCUCUAUGACACGUUCGGAAAGUGUGCUUAUGGUCUCUCCUGCCGCUUCGCCAAGGCGCACACUACACCGGACUUCAAAACCAUGGAGAACACGGAUCUAGUCAAGGCUUGUGAAGGCAAGAACCCGGUGAAGAACAGCUUGAGCAAAGACCUCCAGAAUUGUCUGAGGAAGCGUUCGGUGUCCUUUAAGAAGUCAGCGGAGUACCUGAAAACACUUUCAAACAACAGAGACAACAAACAACAGCAAGGGAACGGCGAAGCUUGUGUAGCCAAAGUAUCUGCCGAUCCAACAGGAGCGGAGCAGCGUGUGGCUACUGAAGGAGAAACACAGUCCAGCCCAGAUAAACCACCACCAGUGAAGACUGUCGGCCCACUGACUGAUGCUGAUGUCAUCAAACUGCGUCAGUGUGAAAAGAAACAGGUGGACUUUCGAGACAAGCUCUACCUUGCUCCUUUAACAACAUGUGGCAAUCUGCCUUUCCGUCGUGUGUGCAAGCGCUUUGGCGCAGACAUCACCUGUGGCGAGAUGGCCAUGUGCACGAACCUGCUGCAGGGUCAGCAGUCAGAGUGGGCCCUCCUCAAGAGACACGAGAGUGAAGAUCUUUUUGGCGUCCAGGUGGAGGGCUGCUUCCCCGACACCAUGACGAGGUGUGCAGAGCUCAUCAACAACAACACUGAUGUUGACUUUGUGGACAUCAACUCUGGAUGCCCUAUUGAUCUUGUCUACAAGAAGGGUGGAGGCUGUGGCUUGAUGACGCGCACCAGAAAGUUUGAACAAAUAGUCAAAGGAAUGAAUUAUGUCCUUGAUGUCCCUUUAACAGUCAAGAUCCGCACUGGUGUUCAGGAGAAGAGCAACAUAGCACACAAGCUCAUCCCAGAGAUGAAAAAUUGGGGCGUCUCCAUGAUCACAUUGCAUGGCCGAUCCAGAGAGCAGCGCUACACCAAGUUAGCUGACUGGGACUAUAUCACCACUUGCUCCAAGCUGGCCAGUCCUGUCCCACUCUUUGGAAAUGGAGACAUUCUGUCCUAUGAAGAUGCCAUGAAAGCGAGAGAGACCGGAGUUUCUGGUAUUAUGAUUGCAAGGGGUGCUCUCAUUAAGCCCUGGAUUUUCACUGAGAUAAAGGAGAGCAGACACUGGGACAUCUCGUCCAGCGAGCGACUGGACAUCCUCAGGGAUUUCACCAACUUUGGUCUGGAGCACUGGGGCUCCGACACUCGAGGUGUGGAGAAGACCCGCACCUUCAUGCUGGAGUGGCUCUCCUUCAUGUGCAGAUAUAUUCCAGUAGGCCUGUUGGAGCGAGUGCCUCAGAAAAUCAAUGAGCGACCUCCGUACUACAUGGGCAGAAACUACCUAGAGUCACUGAUGGCCAGUCAAAACGUAGGGGACUGGGUCAGGAUUAGUGAAAUGCUUCUUGGACCUGUACCGAAGAAUUUCAACUUUUUGCCCAAACACAAAGCCAAUGCCUACAAGUGAUUUUCUCUCUGAAUGACCACUAAAAAAACAUCCAGGUUUUUGAUUUAAUUGUUAGUUUUUUAUUGGCUCUAGAGAGUAAGACAUACAGAAAGAAAAUCUGUUGUGUUUUAAAUGAUAAAGACUAUUUAAUAGUCUGUUUAUUUUUACCUGUGGUGCAGUAGUACACAUGGGUGUUUGUGUAUUUGAAAUAUAUGCAAUAAAGUUUUUGGCCACACUGA
Lates calcarifer (barramundi perch) is the source of this 2471-nucleotide messenger RNA. It is a transcript of the gene dus3l, whose product is annotated as dihydrouridine synthase 3-like (S. cerevisiae). The coding region runs from base 334 to 2253 and encodes 639 amino acids. Gene Ontology annotation, molecular function: metal ion binding; RNA binding; flavin adenine dinucleotide binding. The transcript is spliced from 16 exons. Lineage: Eukaryota; Metazoa; Chordata; Actinopteri; Centropomidae. Gene Ontology annotation, biological process: tRNA processing. The record is from RefSeq and is a predicted model, not a curated record.